AAAAAAAAAACAAUUUUUGUAAGUUUUAUAAUUGUGCAACAAGAAACGCUGUUGGCAGUAUAAUUAAAAAGAAAGGAGUCCAAAAGGGCCUGAUCUCAGAGAACAAAAUAUUCAAAAUGAAAAGAUUUUGUAAUUUGUUGAUGAAGCUUAACGAAAGCUCUUUUCUUACUUAUUCGAUAUUCCUCUUGGGCUACACUCCAAACCCAAGUCAGCUACUCAUAUCAAUGAUAGCGUUACCACGAUGUCAACUUUCUACUAAGUUCUAUCGCCGCAACAAAAAUAAACGUUGGAUGUGACCGCGUCCGUUUGCAGUCACCGCGAAGGUCCAGGUUUAGAUUGAAAAAUUAAAAAUAAACAGAGUUUUGUUGACGAGGUUAACCUCAGCUGUGACAACCAGACGAACGCUUAAUUACAUUUGGUUUAUUAUCUCUCGUGUUUUUCUGCGAAUGACGUGACUUGUGUACGGUCAAUUUCUUACGACUUUUCUACUAUUUGUGUAACACUUAACUAACGACGACCUUUCUUACGUGAACCAGUUACGUAUUUAGUUUACGUAGGUUGAACAUAAACUCCAGUCAAAUAACUCUCUCGAACAACUUGCACUCAGACAAUUACACACAACAUCAGAGGCUGUACAACUCGCAGCUUCGCUGUUUUCAACUUGGAACUGUGUCAUAUAUUUUGGCUUAAAGAAUAAAUUCAUCUUUCUUUUGUUUAUAAAUAACCUGUACCGGAACAAAUAUACGGCACACCGUCUGAGCCGAAGGUGCGAAUCGAUGCGCGAGCGCCUAAAGCUCAGCCGCGAAGCGUCGCGUCGUUAGUCGCCUUGCACAGUCCGCACAGAGCACACGCGCCCACACGCGCACGCGAACCUCUCGCCGCUACGAUCGCGAUUACCAAACAAAAAUAAACUUAGCUUUCGAUAUUGAACAAGUAAAUAUGCCCGCCGCUUGAACAAAUCAAGAUGUCGUUUUGUAGAAUCACAGGCCGCAGUAGGGGGCUGCCGAAGCCUAAUUAUUUUCCGCUUUUGGCCCCUAUAUCACCAGCGGACGCUAAACGAUGCUGCAGGAUCACCGGAAAGUCUUACGGGCUGCCUUCACACCACUACAUUCCAGUACUACUCACCGCCCGCUCGUCGAAGGCAAAAUGUAAAAUAACAAACGUAUCCGGCGAACUCGGACCGCAUCAUUAUUCACCUGAGAUUAAUUAUGGCAACAGAAAACACGAAAUCCUUCCUGACUACAGAUAUAUAUUCCCCGUACUCGACGGGUCAACGGAAGCGCAGAAAAGUUUGUUGGAACUGUUAUUAGGUAAACAAGUGACCGAAGACAAGCGUUAUGUGUAUACAGUGCAGGAGCGGAGGUGCAGCUUGGUGUUCUCCGCGCAAAUGGAAGCGGCAGUGCGAGAUGGUGACGUCAGAGACGUCAUGCUGGCUAAGGAUUCUGAUACAGUGUUAAUCAAAACAAAACAUGGUCGUAGUGUCUCUAUGGACUUCAAGGAUUUUACUGAAGAUGUUGAAAUGUAUGAAGGUGAAGGACCUAAUGCUGAGGUAUUGAAACAAAGGGAAAUGGAGGAGCUAGAAGAGAAAAAGAAGAAGAGAAAGCGAGCUGCUGGAUUAUCUUCUAUGAAGAAAAUAUUUGAGAAAAAGGAAAAGUUGGCAGAAGUGCAAGAGUUGGAAGAAGAAAAACAUCGUUUAGAGCGAAAAGCGAAAAAAGCUAAAUUCGAAGAGGUGAAGCAUGAUGUCAAAUCCUUCAGCUACAAUAGCUUUGAUGCUCAUCAUAUGCGAUCAAAGUCUAGUAUUAUUACGUGCUCCAGCGAAUGGCGGGAACAAAUGCAUCCACUUAUAGAGACGUGGGACAGCGAAACGUUUGAAAAAGAUGUAACUGACGACCGUAUCGCACCUAAGGCAACUAAAUUACCGACGCCGGUAAAAAUAACUCCGCACCACUGCGAGGCGGAAAUAUACGAAGUCGACCGUAACGUUGGCGAAGUGUCUGUACCUUUAGAGAAUGUACCGUGUGUUAACCCAUUAAAACCGAUGAAAACACGUCCAUCUGAAACGUUAUUAAGUGCUGUCAAGGAAAUAUCUAACGAGCGUUUAAUUGAAACGGCAGACAUUAUCGAAAAAUUUGUGGAAAGUGAUAAAGUUGAUUUGCUGCCAACAAUAGCAGAUCUCUCAGAAGUUGUGAAAAAUAUCAAAAAAGGCAAAAGGGAAAAAGUGGCGAAAAUAUCGGGACUUACAUUAGAUAUAAACAAAGCGAAAAAGUUUAUUCCUGGUCAAGUUGUGAACACGCCACAAGGUCCUAUAUUUGUCCCAGGUCAAACCGUGGAUACACCCACUGGACCUGUCUUUGUACCCGGCUUAAGUGUAAAUACUCCUGCAGGACCAGGUUUAAUUCCCGGACAUGUCGUUACGAACGAAAAUACAAAUGAACCGUUUUUCCUCGCUGGCCAAGUACUACAGACAUCAAAUGGUGAAGAAUUUGUUUGUGGACAAACAAUUAAAAACAAGGAUGAUACUUACCGCUUUGCUGAAGGACAAACAGUCUUGUCCGAAGAAGGUCUUAAAUUUAUACCUGGAAAAAUUAUAAACACAGGAGCUGAAGAAGUUUUUGUGCCUGGUCAAACGCUUCUUACACCAGAGGGAGUACAAUUCGUCCCUGGACAAACAAUAACAGAAAAUAGCGGCAUUACUUUUACUCCCGGGCAAAAUGCGAAGAUCAACAAUGAGUGGCAGUUUGUCCCUGGACAAGUUUUACAUCAAGAUGACGAGCUGCAUUUUGUACCUGGCGCUACAAUUGCCACUCCAAAUGGUCUCAAGUUUGUUCCGGGUCAGACUGUGGACAUUGAUGGUGAAGCUCAUUUUGUGCCCGGUAUCACAAAAACUACCAGCAAAAAUAAACUAGAGUUUGUUCCUGGUACCACUGUGGAAACAGUUGACGGGCCUAAGUUUAUCGAAGGACAAAUCGUUCAUACUAAUUGUGGAGAGAAGUUCAUGCCAGGAAAAACUAUUGUUCAAGCUGAUGGUAACGUUGAAUUUUCAGUUGCUAAAUCUAUUGAAGAUAUAACGUUUAGUGAAGGCGCCCCGGUAGGACUACCAAUCGAUAUAAGAACAUGUUCACUUUCUGAAGAAUCAUUGUACGUAUUUGGACAUAUGAUACAAACAUCGAAAGGAAUUGAAUUCUACCCAGGGCCAAGAGUACCGAAAUUAGACGGCAAAGUUGUGCCAGGAAGACUUGUGAAAAAUGAAGCCAAUGAGUCUCGCUUUGUCCCCGGAAUGAUGGUUGAAGGUAUUUUUGUGCCAGGGCAGAUAGUGUUCACAGAGAAUGGAGAACAAUUUGUUCCGGGUCAGGUUGUAGAUACAGCUGAUGGACCUAAAUUUGUACCUGGGCAGGUCGUAAAUACAAAGUCUGGACCUAAGUUUGUUCCUGGACAAACAAUUCACACAAUUGAUGGGCCUCGAUUUGUUCCUGGUCAAAUUAUUGAGACUAAAGCAGGCCCGACUUUCAUCCCGGGUCAAGUAAUUUCAACUGAAGAUGAGGGCUCAAGGUUUGUACCUGGUCAAGUGGUUGAUACAGAAGAAGGACCAAGGUUUGUACCAGGUAGAGUUAUUGAAACAGAUGAUAACGGUGUCACUUUUGUCCCAGGACAAAUAGUGCAAACACCUGAAGGAUUGAAAUUCGUUGCUCCUGAUCUAACAGAAGGUGAAGAAGGACUUGAAUUUUCGGUGCAAAGCUUUGUGGUUACGCCAGAAGAGUUAAAACUAUUAAAAGUGAAGACAAAUCCAAACGACACGACAUCUACCAAGGGAGAAUUAACUAUUGAUACAAAUAUGUUGCGUCAGUUAUCGGAAGCUGGUAUGUCCAUAGGCAGACAAGUACCGGCUGAACUACCGGCGAUUAAUGUUGUGUUAAAUCAAACAAGAAAUGCUGAAGCUUUAAAGGCGUUCGUAACAGAUUUUGGAUUAAAAGAUGAAGUAGCAAAUCAAUUAAUGGACGUCAUAACUUCUAUAAUAGAAAUGAGUGCUCAUUUAAAAACUGAAAUACGUGAAAACCAUAAUGCAGGAACACCAAACGAAACCAAAAAAGGAAAAGCCAGCAAGAAACGUUUAGAUAUGCAAGAGCAGACUGGUUACACCGGCGGUAAUGGUCAGACCGCGCAUCAAGAGCAUGUGAAAAACUCUAUUGCUGCUGCUGUGCUAGCUGCCUUAGUCACGGCUGAACAGUUCGAGGAAGUUAACAACAACAAUAGCAAGGAAAAGUAUCAGAUGAUUUUGAAGUCUAUUGAUUCUAUCUUAGGAAAAACUAUUGACGCAGAUCUUGUGUCCGCCAUGUUUAGUAUUCUUCAAACAGAAGAAGACAAGGAAAUUCUUCGUGAAGAAAUUCUUGAAAACACCUCCCAGCCGAAGGUUGAAUUGAUUAAAAUUGCCGUCAGUAGUGCCCUGAACAAACAUUCCUUAUCAGAAGAAGAUAUCAUUGAGAAAUUCGGUGAUUAUUUGAGCAGCGAGAACGAAGUGUUGGGUCCUGCAUUUAAAAACAUAUCAAAGUGUGACACAAAUCUUCUGCACCAUGUAUUGGGUCGCAUAUCAGAGUCUAUUUCAUUCGUCAAAAGUGACCACGAAGUCACAGAAACAUUACAAAAAGCUAUCGUGUGUGCCGUCCAAGAGGCCAGUAGCAAGGAAUUAGAAGAGCUUUUCCAAGACAAUAACAAGGAAAAUUUGAAAGAGUUGAUUAUUCAGUCUGUCGGUCUUGCAAAAAUAUUAGGAAUGAGGGAUGUCGCAUCCAACUUGUUAUCGUUUGUAAACGACGAAGAUAGUUUAUCUAAAAUUGCAAAUGACGCUACAAGUUUGAAUAUUUUGAAAAGACUGACUGUCAUGCGGAAGCUUGCUGACAAAACACCAAACUUGCACACCGCGCUUCAUAAAUUAGAGACAGAUCCAGGCCAAGCUCGCACAGAUCCUUACCUAAGGGAUUUGGUACGUGAGAGUGCUGCACUGAUGAUCGUUCCAGAGGAGACGCCCCUAAUGACUUCCGAGGACGUUCCACUUAACUUAUUAGACCCAGAGAACAGCCUGGCUAUGGAAGACUUUUUAUUCCAAAGAAGAAAACAGAAAGGGGCAUUCUUAAUCAUGAAAAAAGGUUUGCAAGCGGUUGUGCCUCGCGAAGCCAGUCGCGCUGUGCUAACGGGAGAAGUUGCAUACACAGUUCUCGAUGAAAAUGGACUCAGACACUUUGAACCCUUACACGUAUUUUCUGCAUUAAACCUUAGUAAACCAACAGCUCAUCGUUUCUCUAUGUACAGCUGCCCCAUUGUCGACGACGACGAUGAGGACUUGCAAUCCUUUACAGGAUACUGUAACAUUAGUAAUAACCAAAAAAUAACCAGACUCGGUGGAUGGUCGCGCAGAUACAGCGGGGUUUUGUUAGAAAGGGAAAAUACUAGAAGUCGAAUGAGUAGCUUGGAAACAACGCCAAGUUACAAACGAUACCCGUCUCGAUCUAUGUCUAGUUCUAGAUCUAGGUCUAGUUGUAGCAGGAGUCCGCCUAAGGUAGAAGACGUUGUGGUAGCAUCAGCUGAUUACUCAGCUGUUGCUGACGACGAAGUUUCGCUAAAAGCCGGCGAUAUUGUAGAGGUUCUCGACACCAAGUCAGCCCCCGGAUCUAAGAAGCGCGUCGACCCCGAGCUGGACAUCAAGGCUGAACUCUUGGACGCCUCUGCUGCUAAACACAAGAUCGCUGUUCGACCGAAGAAGAAUCAUCCGAAACGAAAGACUGUGACCUCCAAGACUGACGGUGAAGGAAGAUGGCUGGUGCGUGUGAUCGAGGACGUGCAGGGCGGCGAGCUGCGCACGCGCCAGGGAUACGUGCCGGCGCAGGUGCUGGAGGAGAAGCAGACCGCGGAGAGGGACCAGACCGCCUUGGCCGCCAGACGACAGGCCGUGGUACGAGAGCUAGUGGAGACAGAGGAGGAGUUUGGGCGUGACAUGCAGCAGGUGGUGUCCCGCUACAUGAAGCCCAUCGACAAGGCCAGCACCCCCAAGCUGGUGUUCGACAACCGAGAGCUUCUGUUCUCUAACUUCAGACAGAUCUGCGAGUUCCAUAAUACGGUACUGCUAGAAGGCAUAAAAUACUAUGCCAGUGAACCGAAGAUGCUUGGAAGGGCAUUGCUACGAAUGGAGCGUGAGUUCGACAAGCACGUCGCGUACUGCCGCGACGAGCCCAGGUCACAGCACCUGCUCGCCACCGAACCUGUCGUCAACAAAUACUUCCAGGUUAGUGUUAACUAAGCAAUGUUUUGAAAUACCAACAAUGUGUUUGUAGGAUAGAAAAAUAUGUUUAGAGUACAAAUCUUACUGUUAUUAGUCCUCAUCGUGUAUUAGCGUCAUCUGUAGUGUAGAUGAUAGUACUAUAAUGAUCAAAGUUAGCGCCAUCUAGAAUUUUGAACAUGUACUACAAGCUCGUAGCGUCCAACGCCAUCUGUUGAUAUAUUCUUAACCAGUACGACACAGUUUCCAAAGAUACUCACAGUGAUGAUCAAAAGAUGGCGUUAUGUGGCUAUCUGAAUGAGAAGUUGAAUCAUUGUCAUUGUUAGUUAUUCAUAUUACUUAUUAUGAUGUAGAUAGAAUUAGAAAGUUGAACAGAUACGGUACUUAAAUUCAAUCGAUAGUAUGACUUUAUUUUUUCAAGAAUAUUUUCUUUCUUGGCAUGAAUGUUUUCAUGAUGAGGUAUGCUUAGUCCUUAAUAUAGCUGAAUUACGACUCCGCCCAAACUUUUGAUCUGUAACCCCCAGCACUUUGAUGGCGUGAAGAUAGCCGGGGCGCCAACAGGCUCGAGCGUUAGGCACAGCGCC
Molecule: messenger RNA, 6849 nt
Organism: Trichoplusia ni (cabbage looper)
Lineage: Eukaryota; Metazoa; Arthropoda; Insecta; Lepidoptera; Noctuidae
Exons: 6
Coding region: 965-6286 (1773 amino acids)
Biological process (GO): axon guidance
Cellular component (GO): cytoplasm
Molecular function (GO): guanyl-nucleotide exchange factor activity; protein binding
Source: RefSeq, a predicted model, not a curated record